Molecule: messenger RNA, 2535 nt
Organism: Brassica oleracea var. oleracea
Lineage: Eukaryota; Viridiplantae; Streptophyta; Magnoliopsida; Brassicales; Brassicaceae
Product: receptor protein kinase-like protein At4g34220
Exons: 2
Coding region: 231-2387 (718 amino acids)
Biological process (GO): protein phosphorylation
Molecular function (GO): ATP binding; protein kinase activity; protein binding
Source: RefSeq, a predicted model, not a curated record
CUUCUCUUUAACACCUCACAGUUUUGCUUUGCUCCAAUAUCUCACACAUUUGGUGAACAAAACAAUUAUCACUUACUUGCAGUUGUUCACCCUCUCUCUCUCUUAUCCCUCUAUUGUAUGAAUACAAAUAUUUCAUAAGCAUCUCUCUAUCUCUUAUCUCUUCUAUUCUAUGAAUCCACAGUUUUCAUAAGCAUACUCAGAGAAAGAGUAAAACCCAAGAACUCAAAACCAUGACUUCCCACAGAAGGGACCUCUCCAAUCAUUUCAUCUUCCAUCUUCUUCUUCUUCUCCCUACCCUACUCCAAGCUCUUAACACCGAUGGUGUCCUUUUGCUCUCUUUCAAAUACACCAUCACCAGUGACCCCCUCUCCGUUCUACGAAACUGGAACUACGACGAUGAAACACCAUGUUCUUGGACAGGUGUUACCUGUACAGAGCUUGGGAGUCCAAACACUCCAGACAUGUCUAGAGUCACAAGCUUGGCUCUUCCCAACAAACAGCUUCUGGGUUCUGUCUCUCCAAGCUUGUUUUCAAUCCCAAAUCUAGGAAUCUUGGACCUCUCCAACAAUUUCUUCCACGGGUCACUCCCGGAUACACUCUCCAACGCUACUCAGCUUCGUGUUCUGUCCCUUGGUAACAACAACGUCUCCGGUCAAGUGCCUGAGAGCAUCACCAACGUGGCGACUCUCCAGCUCUUGAAUCUCUCAGCUAACGCCAUCACCGGUAAAAUCCCUCAAGAUCUCUCACUUCUCAAGAACCUGACGGUUCUUGAUCUCUCCUCAAAUCAUCUAGACGGAUCUCUUCCUCAGGAUUUACAAGGAACAAGUCUCCAUUACCUCAACUUAUCACACAAUCAAAUAUCCGGAGAUAUCUCUCCAACGUUCGCUCAGAAAGUUCCAGCGAGCAUCAUUCUCGAUCUCUCAUUCAACAAUCUUACAGGACCAAUCCCAAGUACACCACCGAUGCUUAACCAAAGGGAAGAGUCUUUUCUCGGUAAUCUAGGCUUGUGUGGUCAGCCGUUGAAGACCCCUUGUUUAAUCCCUUCCACACUUUCAGACCCACAAAACAUAUCCGACACUACUUCACCAGCAAUAGCGGUAAUGCCGAGGUCUUCCUCGCCUCCAACAAACCCUUCACCAGAAUCACCACCGAACCAAAGCAAACUAAAACCAACCACAAUAGUAGGAAUCACAGUUGCUGAUAUCGCCGGUCUAGCCAUCAUAGCCAUGAUCAUCCUCUACGUAUACCAGCUCAGGAAACGUAGAAGCUACCAAGAGUACAGCACUUUCAAAGUCUUGAAAGACUGUCUGGAGAAAAACGACACUUUAUCCGCAAAGAAACAGACCGUUUUCGCCUUGGAGGUCACGAAAUCUCCACCUGCUAAACCGGGAUGGGGCUCGUGCCUAACCGGAAGGUACGACGAGACGUCCACGGAGAGCAGCGACGUAGAGAACCAGAUUCAAGACCGAAAAACAGUUGACGCGUUGAAACGCGACGGUGAAACUCAACUAGUGACCGUCGACGGAGAGACGAAGCUGGAGCUGGAGACUCUACUGAAGGCGUCGGCUUACGUGUUGGGCACGAGCAGAGGAGGCAUUGUGUAUAAAGCGGUGCUAGAGAACGGCGCGGCGUUUGCGGUGCGGCGGAUCGGAGCUGAGAGUUGCACGGCGGUGAAGUUGAAGGAGUUCGAGAGAGAGGUUCAGGGUAUCGCUAAGCUUCGACACCCGAAUCUCGUUAGAGUUCGUGGGUUUGUUUGGGGGAGCGAAGAGAAGCUUCUCAUCUCCGACUACGUCCCCAAUGGAAGCUUGCAUUGCUCCUCCAUCUACUCAAAAUCAGGGUCGUCUUCUACAUCUUCGCCAAACCCUCUCUCGUUCAAGGCACGGCUCAAGAUAGCAAGAGGCAUAGCUCGAGGAAUCGCCUACAUCCAUGACAAGAAGCACGUGCAUGGCAACAUCAAACCCAAUAACAUCCUCUUUGACUCUGAGUUUGAGCCAAUUAUUACAGAUACAGGCCUUGACCGCCUAAUGACUCCAGCCCAUCCACUCAUCGCUGGCCCAGCAUCAGGCUCACAGCACCGUCCACCAGAAUGGUCUACAAGCGAGAAACCAAACCCCAGAUGGGACGUUUAUUCUUUUGGUGUUGUCUUUCUGGAGCUUAUCAUGGGUCGAGUUUUCUUGGUUGAUCGAGACUUUGUUCGAGAAUCUGAAGUCGAUGAGAAAACUUGGUUCUUGAGGUUGGUCGAUGGGACAAUCAACAGUGACUUGGCUUACCACGAGGAUGAAGUGGUUGCAUGCUUUAGGUUAACCUAUGGUUGUGUCUCUUCCUUGCCUCAGAAGCGACCGUCCAUGAAGGAAGUUGUUCAAGUCCUAGAGAAAAUAUCUGUUUAGUUGUUUACUUAUUCAAUGUAAAAGUAUAAAUUUGGUCCAUCUUUAAAUUUGUUUGUCACUUUUUUCUCUUUAAAAAAUUAUAUUCUUAUUAAGUAUUUUGCUUGUUGCUUAACUUUGUUAAUUUUAAAAUAUUUCUGUUUUUUAAGCA